CACUAACCUAGUUUUCAAGGACCGAGGUCAUACACUAUGAUACAGUUACAGUAGCUAACGUCGUUAACUAACUAGCUAGCUAACGUAGUAGCACUGGCAGGAUAGUAUAUCGUGUAUAUAUAGUCACACUAACGUUAGUUAGAUAACUUAGCUGUACCAUAACAUUAGAUGCUGUAACUAAAUAAAGAUCCAAAGCAUCGUUAAAAGUUAUUGCGAUAUCUACUGGCUAGCCAGCUAGCUACACAGACCUAUCAGUAGCUAGCUUGUUUGAACUGACGUUGCCUUACCUUCUGUUUAACGUUACGUUUCUACUAGUGAAGUAAGCUAGCCCACGAUAACUUUCUUGGACUUCGGAAAAGACUAGCUAGGUAUGAAAAACGAACGACCACGAUUGUAGGCUCGCUAACUCUACGCGGUGUUGUUGGGUCUGUCUUUUCUCGCCUCUCCCCUACCCCCGACCAGACACUGUCUAUUUGUUACUUUUUACACUUCAACUCCGACUGUUAAACUGGCGGUGACGUCACAGACAAUCCUUCACACGUCACUGGGCUGUCAAAUAAUGCCAGUGGGGUAGUGUGAUAGCCAUAUAGAUAGAUGCUAAUGAUGUUAUUGCAGUCUGUUUAAUGAUUGAUUGGCGUUGCUAGCUGAGUCCAAUCCAAAUGUAGAAUUUUCUCAUUUCAAGGCCAGCCUAACUUGCUGCCUUCCCUGAACUCACACACAUUGCAACAUUUUUAUCUUUGGACACGAGUUUUACAUUAGCCAGCAUGGCCGCCUUGCGUGCAGCCAAACAAGCUAUGAGGAGAGAAAUAAAGAAACGAGUAGCUGCGUUGGACGAUCAAGAGAAACUUCGCCAGUCUCGAGUCAUUUCGCAAAAGCUCUUCAAGCACCCCAAGUAUGCCAGGUGUGAGCGCAUCGCUGUGUUCCUCAGCAUGCACGACGAGGUGAGAACAGAGGAGAUCAUUCAGGACUUGUUUAAGCACGGUAAGACCUGCUUUAUGCCCAAGUACUUGACCCAGGGCACCAGUAACCACAUGGACAUGGUGAAGCUCACCAGCAUGGAGGAUAUGAUGUCACUGCCUCUGACUUCUUGGAACAUCAGACAGCCUGCCGCCGCCGACAACACCAGAGAGGAGGCCUUGGAGACAGGAGGUCUUGACCUGAUCUUGAUGCCAGGCCUGGGAUUUGACAGGAAUGGGAAUCGUCUGGGCCGAGGGAAGGGCUUCUACGACUCAUACCUGGAACGCUGUAUGAAGCACCCCAAGGGGAAGCCAUACACCAUCGCUCUGGCCUUCAGGGAGCAGCUGUGUCAAGACAUACCUGUGGGCGACAACGACGUGCUGAUAGACGAGGUCCUGUGUGAUGUCCUGGACUAGUUCAAAGGCACAUUUUCAUAUUUCUGAAGUAAAUCUCUAUUUGUGAUGUAAAUGAAAUGUCCUAGAAGGGUUCAGACACCUUUUUUGUGCUUUGUCUUGUUUUUGAGAAACUUACCCCAGCCGUGGUACACUUCGUUGCUCGUCAGGCAACGCAAAUGACAUGAACAAAACCCACCCAAAUAUGUUGUUUUAGAAACAGAAUUUCAGUAUAGUGAUGUAGGUCUUUAGAUGUUGUACACAUUAAAUAGUGUCAUUCCAAACUUGAUCCACAACGUUAUGUUCCAUUUUGUGCGACUGGAGCCGUUUGUUCUAGCAGCUGUGCUGCGUGGGCUGUGUCCCUGUACUAAAGGGGCUCAACCUGCACGGCUGUGUCCCUGAACUAAAGGGGCUCAACCUGCACGGCUGUGUCCCUGUACUAAAGGGGCUCAACCUGCACGGCUGUGUCCCUGUACUAAAGGGGCUCAACCUGCACGGCUGUGCUGCGCGGGGCUGUGUCCCUGUACUAAAGGGGCUCAACCUGCACGGCUGUGCUGCGUGGGCUGUGUCCCUGUACUAAAGGGGCUCAACCUGCACGGCUGUGUCCCUGUACUAAAGGGGAUCAACCUGCAUGGCUGUGCUGCGUGGGCUGUGUCCCUGUACUAAAGGGGCUCAACCUGCACGGCUGUGUCCCUGUACUAAAGGGGAUCAACCUGCACGGCUGUGUCCCUGUACUAAAGGGGAUCAACCUGCACGGCUGUGCUGCGUGGGCUGUGUCCCUGUACUAAAGGGGCUCAACCUGCACGGCUGUGCUGCGUGGGCUGUGUCCCUGUACUAAGGGGCUCAACCUGCACGGCUGUGCUGCGUGGGCUGUGUCCCUGUACUAAAGGGGCUCAACCUGCACGGCUGUGUCCCUGUACUAAAGGGGCUCAACCUGCACGGCUGUGUCCCUGUACUAAAGGGGCUCAACCUGCACGGCUGUGUCCCUGUACUAAAGGGGCUCAACCUGCACGGCUGUGUCCCUGUACUAAAGGGGCUCACCUGCACGGCUGUGUCCCUGUACUAAAGGGGCUCAACCUGCACGGCUGUGUCCCUGUACUAAAGGGGCUCAACCUGCACGGCUGUGCUGCACGGGCUGUAUCCCUGUACUAAAGGGGCUCAACCUGCACGGCUGUGCUGCGCGGGCUGUGUCCCUGUACUAAAGGGGCUCAACCUGCACGGCUGUGCUGCGCGGGCUGUGUCCCUGUACUAAAGGGGCUCAACCUGCACGUCUGUGCUGCGCGGGCUGUGUCCCUGUACUAAAGGGGCUCAACCUGCACGGCUGUGUUGCACAGGCUGUGUCCCUGUACUAAAGGGGCUCAACCUGCACGGCUGUGCUGCGUGGGCUGUGUCCCUGUACUAAAGGGGCUCAACCUGCACGGCUGUGCUGCGCGGGCUGUGUCCCUGUACUAAAGGGGCUCAACCUGCACGGCUGUGUCCCUGUACUAAAGGGGCACGCUCAACCUGCACGGCUGUGCUGCGCGGGCUGUGUGGAUUUAAAUGUGAUCCCAGCUAACAGAUAUUGGUUCCCAGAACACUGGAAGUUUUCAAACGACAAUUUCAAACAACCAAAAUAGAACCUUUAGGGAACGUUCUGUGCUAGCUGUGAUGAUAUUGUUUGGUAUGAUGAUAUGACAUUCUCAUAAGACAUGAAGCUGUGAACUAGUCAACAAGACAGUGGUGGAGCUGAGUCUGGUGGCCCCAUUCCAAACGGAUCAUUAGCCCUUACUUCAAGGUUUUUGUUUAAAUACUGAUCCAAUCCAUUUAAAUCUUCUAGUGGGGGCAUCAACAAGGGCCUAAGUAAGGGGCAGGGUUCAGUUUGGACUUGGGACCUCUUAAGUGCUUGCUAAAGACCCCUAGUAAUCAUAAUGGUCAAAAGAGUUGUCUUAGUAUGUGCCUGAAUUGGUGAGGAAUAAACUGUUCUCUACAGAUGACACUUCUACCAGGUGACACUACCUUGUUUCCUUUUCAAGAUUCCUGUGAUUUCAGUUAUUAGAUUUUUUUAAACUGUCAAACGUCCUGGUCUUCUGUAAUGAGAUGAUUAUGCUGCCAUCAGGGGACAAAGGAAGUUCAGUUAGGAAUAAAGAUGGCUGAAUGAA
This is a messenger RNA of Oncorhynchus kisutch (coho salmon), 3487 nucleotides long. Its product is annotated as 5-formyltetrahydrofolate cyclo-ligase-like. The record is from RefSeq and is a predicted model, not a curated record. Gene Ontology annotation, molecular function: 5-formyltetrahydrofolate cyclo-ligase activity. Gene Ontology annotation, cellular component: mitochondrion. The transcript is spliced from 3 exons. Lineage: Eukaryota; Metazoa; Chordata; Actinopteri; Salmoniformes; Salmonidae. Gene Ontology annotation, biological process: tetrahydrofolate interconversion; folic acid-containing compound biosynthetic process. The coding region runs from base 765 to 1373 and encodes 202 amino acids.